AGGUGCAUUUGGAGUUGGAGUCUUCAGUCCUUUUGUAGGUGCUGCUGAUGCUGUUGCUGAUGGAGAGACUGAUGUGAAAAUUCAGUGAGCAUCAUAGACUCACUUCAGCUGAAUCUGUUCAUCUAUCACUUUCUCACUCCUAUGUGGAUAACGCGCAGGAGUUCAUAUCCAGGCGGAUUUACUGUUUUCGGCUGAACCAGUUUCACAACGCGGACUUUUAGAUGAUGGCUGAUUUUAGAGCGAGGAACAUUUGAAGGUGGCACACCUGACCAGAGCUCUUGGGUUUAAGUCACCAUGGCAGCUGGAGUUGCGGCAUGGCUUCCCUUUGCCCGAGCAGCUGCCAUUGGCUGGAUGCCAGUGGCAAACUGCCCUAUGCCUCUGGCACCCAGGGAUCACAGCAAGAGGCAAGAUGAGCUUAUCGUACUGAAUGUCAGCGGGCGCCGUUUUCAAACCUGGAGAACGACACUGGACCGCUACCCGGACACGCUUCUUGGCAGUACAGAGAAAGAGUUUUUUUAUAAUGAAGAGACUAAGGAGUACUUCUUUGACAGGGACCCGGACGCCUUUCGAAGCGUCCUUAACUUUUACCGCACUGGGAAGCUGCACUAUCCUCGAUAUGAGUGCAUCUCAGCCUACGACGAGGAACUGGCUUUCUUUGGCAUCAUUCCUGAGAUCAUCGGCGACUGCUGCUACGAAGAAUACAAGGAUCGUAAGCGGGAAAACGCAGAGAGACUCAUGGACGACCAAGAGGAGAACAAAGAUGUCAAACUGCCCAACAUGAACUUUCGUGAGACCAUGUGGCGAGCCUUCGAAAACCCUCACACUAGCACCAUGGCCUUGGUGUUCUACUACGUGACCGGGUUCUUCAUCGCGAUCUCGGUCAUAACCAAUGUAGUGGAGACGGUCCCAUGCGGUUCCAUGCCCAACCAAAAAGACGUACCGUGCGGCGAACGUUACACCGUGGCAUUUUUCUGCAUGGACACAGCCUGUGUAAUGAUCUUCACCGUGGAGUACCUCAUGCGCCUCUUCGCGGCACCCAGUCGCUACCGCUUCAUGCGAAGCGUGAUGAGCAUCAUUGACGUGGUGGCCAUCUUGCCCUACUACAUCGGCCUGGUAAUGACCAACAACGAAGACGUGAGCGGAGCGUUCGUCACCCUGCGAGUCUUUCGGGUCUUUCGCAUCUUCAAGUUUUCGCGUCACUCUCAGGGGCUGAGGAUUCUGGGAUACACGCUAAAGAGCUGUGCCUCUGAGCUUGGCUUUCUUCUCUUCUCACUAACCAUGGCCAUCAUCAUCUUCGCCACGGUCAUGUUUUAUGCAGAAAAGGGAUCCAGCUCCAGCAAAUUCACUAGCAUUCCAGCCUCCUUCUGGUAUACCAUUGUCACCAUGACUACACUUGGUUACGGAGACAUGGUGCCCAAGACGAUUGCGGGGAAGAUUUUCGGUUCCAUCUGCUCGCUGAGCGGGGUGCUGGUAAUAGCCCUUCCUGUGCCCGUCAUCGUGUCCAACUUUAGCCGAAUCUACCAUCAGAACCAGAGGGCAGAUAAGCGUCGUGCUCAGAAGGUACAGAAAGCCCGUUUGGCCCGGAUAAGAAUAGCUAAGAUGGGCAGCUCCAACGCCUACCUGCAGAGCAAACGCAACGGACUUAUCAACCAGCUGUUGGAUCUGACGGGAUCAGAAGGAGAGGAACUGCAUCGGAAUAAAACAUCAUCUCUACUGGAGAGUCAACACCACCACCUAUUGCACUGCUUAGAAAAGACAACUACGUCAUGCGGACGGAGGUCCCUAGUAUACUUUCGGCUUAAGGGGGCUAAUGGGGCCCAUGAGUUUGUAGACGAGCAGAUGUAUGACCAGAACUGUACAGAGAACACUCUACAGAGUUUCCCAUCCCGCAGCCCCUCUCUAUCCAGUCAUGGGGGUUUUAUCGGCACGUGUUGCUCUCGACGCUCCAGGAAGAAUAUCCCUCUUCCAAACUCCAGCAUGUCCACCACACACACUCAUAUGCACUCGCAAGGCCUGCAGGAGCUAAGUGCUUUUGACAUUCAGUGUCUGGAUCAUUCCGGCCACAGUAUAAGACGUUCCAGCCUCAACCUGAACCCAAAUGAGAUGAGUCGACUGAACAACCGAGGUCAGCAGAUCACCACAGCCAUCAUCAGCCUCCCCUCACCGUCCUCUGAUGGGUACGGACACGGACCAUCCAACCUUCCUGCCACCAUCAGCACCACCGCCAGUUCCAACAUUGUCAAAGUGUCCGCCCUGUGACCCCUCCAACCGGGGAUGGACUUUAGCAUGUUAGCGUGUGGCAGAACUGUUACGACAGAGGGCUCUGACACAAACAGAUUCGUAGGAACAUCGUAGGGUAAAACCGUAGAUGGGGGGUUGGCAGAUGCAAAGAGACCAGUGCAGUUACAAAAGUUACUUCAUCAUGAGCCAAAAAGAGAACUGAUGUGUCUCUUUGUUCGGUAAUUCACUUCUAAGAGGUGACGGCAGUGUACACACCGAAAUGUUAGCGCAGAGAUUACGUGAAGAAUAGUGUGGUGUAAAGGUAUAACGAUUGAAAGUGAUGUUGUGUUAAAACAUUUCAUUUCCAAACAUUUGGUUGUUCGUCAGUCUUUACGUUAGGCAAACAGCAUAUGCGACAAUCAAAGUGAUUUGAUAUUGUGUGAUAUUCACAAAGUUCCUGUGGAAAUCUGUGUUUGUGAGAUGUCUGAAUAUGGCUGUGUUCCAAAUGGGUUGUCUAUGUAGGUUUUUAAGACAUCAUAGAUGCAGACAAAAACACAGUUUCCAAAGGCAACAUCGCAUGUAUCCUUCGCAGAGAAGGCAUCCCAUAAUGCAUUGUGAUGAGCUCUGUAAAAUUACGUUGGAAAAAAGUUUAUUAUUUAUAAUCUGGGCAAGUAUCAGGAAAGACUUUUGUGUAAUUAAGAAAAUGUUUGUUUUACCUUCUGUUUGUGUGUUUUAUGCAUGAUUAUUACCAUAAGACCAUCCUAUCAUUAGCUUAGCAACAUGCUAAUGCCAAACGUUGAAAUCAGUUUUGUAUUGUGUAUUGUUUCUCGUGUCUAUGUAGAACAUUCGAAAUAAGUCACUUUUCAGGUUCCCUAACAGUAAGGAUGCUACGUAGUGUACAGGAAGAAAACUCACUAGGUUUGGAACAAGGCCUUGUCUGAAAAUGUCUGGAGGAGAUUUUGUGUAUCACAUUCAACCAAAUGAACUCUGUAGAGAUAUUUACAACUUUAUUUGUUCAGCAACAUCAGCAAUUUUGUUCUUUGUAGAUCUUGUGUUCCAUUUGAAUGCUCUUUCUUUACUCUACAUUUCUUUCAUUUAUUUCCCUUUUAGAUUCCUUUUCCUUGCUCUGUCUCUAUUGCGAAUGGAAAAACUGUGGUUGAAAUUGCUAAUUUUCUUUUCCUCCCAUUUCCUUAGCAAAGGCUCCUAAUAGUUUUUUUCUCUGUUUAGUAUGUUGAUGUUGCAAUUUUAACAAGCUUAUUUGAACAGUAAUACAAUAUACCGCAACAGCACCUUAUUAGAGAUUGAGAUAUGACAUCAUUGGCUUCUUCAUUGUUAAAUUUGUUUUUGCCAGCUCAUUGUGUCUAUGUUCAAUUAUUUCUAUUGUACAGGAGAAGAUUCUGACAAAUGACUGGUUAAUAGGGAGAUCUAUAGGGUGACCACCCGUCCCGCGUAGCGCAAAACGCACAGCGUUUGAAGCCCAAUUCAUGCGUCCCGCAAAUUGAGACCGUGUCACGCAUAAUCAAUGCUUGCUCAAAAAAAGUUGGUCGCUCUAUAUCCUUCAGCCCCACGCAGCCAAACGGACAUUACUAGACAGUUCAGGCUCGCUCGCCACUCGCUACUCACACGCUACUGUUGCCCCUCAGCUGAACUGCUGACAGGUUGUUGUCAACUUUUCGUUGUUGUCAUGACAGCGCAGUCCGCACGCAGGCACGCACGUGCAUCCCUUUUAGAUGCGCGCUUUCCAAUUCGAAAAAUGGAGAAAGAGACUGAGUCUGACUCAUCAUCAAUUAAAAAUGGAAGGUGUGGGUACAAGAAAGACUGGGAAAAUAAAUAUUUGUGGCUGAAAGUCCUAAAGAUGUUUCCAAAACCCUGAACAGUUUUUUUUCCUGCGCCUGCCUUUACUAACAUGCAAGUUCACCAUCCUUCCUCCCUCUUCUCGUUCCGUGAACCUCUGGAGUUGUGAGUUAAGACUUUUUUUUAACGGUUUCUGUGUUGUUGAGCAACUUCAAUUCCUGUUAAUUCUAUAAUUUUAUAUUAUAAUGUAUUUAAAGUUAAUAAAUUAUAAUGAAAAAUAAAUUAAAUAGCUAAAGUAAAUCGUAAGUGAAAGUGCAUCUGUCAAUCAUUGAAUGUUCAAAAUAUUAUGAAUUUUUAUUUUAAAAAAAUACACAUUGGUUGGCCUAUUCAUGCGCAUACAUCAUGUUUAGGGGAAUAGGGCAUUAUUAAUAUGCCAUGUACACUGCAAAAAAAAUGAUUUUCAAGAAAAAAAUGUCUUUGUAUUUUUGUCUUGUUUUCAAUAA
This is a messenger RNA of Misgurnus anguillicaudatus (oriental weatherfish), 4517 nucleotides long. Its product is annotated as A-type voltage-gated potassium channel KCND3. Gene Ontology annotation, biological process: protein homooligomerization; action potential; potassium ion export across plasma membrane. The record is from RefSeq and is a predicted model, not a curated record. Gene Ontology annotation, molecular function: A-type (transient outward) potassium channel activity; protein binding. Gene Ontology annotation, cellular component: dendritic spine; voltage-gated potassium channel complex; neuronal cell body. Lineage: Eukaryota; Metazoa; Chordata; Actinopteri; Cypriniformes; Cobitidae.